CCCCGCAGCCCCAGCCCCAGCAAGCACCCGCUAGCCACCUUCAGCUGGGGCUCGGGAGAGCAAUCCGGCUGCCCUCCUGGGGGCAGCCCAAACCAUGGAAGCCUUCGCAGGUUGCUGAUCACCGCCAGGCGGCUGCUGCAGCGACUGCAGAGGCGCUGCGCCAAGCGGCGCGGGAGUCGUGCGAGCCGGCCGGACUGCGGAGGGCGAGUGGACCCAGCCAGGAAGCCCCGAACCACGUGCCAACUGGGAAGGUGAUGGUCAGCGAGACCAGCCCGGCCUAUUCUGGGGCUCCUACUCCUGCACCAGGAGUCCUUCGACCUGCAGCCCCUGCCAAAGAGGGAGGACUGGAUGUGGGAGGCAGGAUCUGAGGGGCAGGGACCUGGGGAGAAGCAGGCUUUGCUGGUAGAUUAGAAGAUCCUUUUUGCUGCACUGGUGGACAGGAGGGUCCUUGUCUGACUGUGACAGGGUCUUCAGCCCUCUGGGCACCUUCACUGUGACCUGGAAGAUCUGGGGUUGGACUGAGACUUCUAGCCACCCCUGAGGCUCUAAGGACUGAGACUUUAAACUGGGGUUAGCAGCCUGUGCCAAGCCCCCACUGAAUUCACUGGUGGAGGCAGCCACCUGCAGCCUAGCCUAUAGGCCCUCGCUUGAUUCUGGGGUGUCGUGUCUGAAGGGCAAGAGGAGAAGCCAUGCCAGGCAGUGGCCCCAGUGAGAGGAUGACAUGGCCCGGCCCUGCCCUCCCUACGCCCCCCACAACCCGCCCUCUUUCCUCAGCCCCGGGAACACCGCCCAUUCCGCCGCUCACCAGGACCCGCAGCCUCAUGGCCAUGUCCCUGCAGGGAAGUAGACGAGCCUCUGCCGGAUCUCGCAGCGGGGGCACUUUAGGCCGUAGCGGCCUGGCAGUGUUCGCCCAGUGCCCACAGGUGCCCGCCAGCCAGAAUGAGCAGCGGCCUCUUCUCCCCGCCUCCAGGCGCACCUCUCCACCUGUGAGUGUGCGGGACGCCUACGGCACCUCUUCCCUCAGCAGCAGCAGCAACUCUGGCUCCUGCAAGGGCAGUGACAGCAGCCCCACACCGAGGCGCUCCAUGAAGUACACACUAUGCAGCGACAAUCACGGCAUCAAGCCUCCCACCCCAGAACAGUAUCUGACUCCACUGCAACAGAAGGAGGUUUGCAUCCGGCACCUGAAGGCCCGGCUCAAGGACACACAGGACCGGCUCCAGGAUAGGGACACGGAGAUCGAUGACCUUAAGACGCAGCUGUCCCGCAUGCAAGAGGACUGGAUUGAGGAGGAGUGCCACCGCGUAGAAGCACAGCUGGCCCUGAAAGAGGCCCGCAAGGAGAUCCGGCAGCUCAAGCAGGUCAUCGACACUGUCAAGAACAACCUGAUUGACAAGGACAAGGGGCUGCAGAAGUACUUUGUGGACAUCAAUAUCCAGAACAAGAAGCUGGAGACCUUGCUGCACAGCAUGGAGGUGGCCCAGAAUGGAGUCGCCAAGGAGGAAGGAACAGGGGAGUCAGCAGGUGGGUCUCCUGCACGGUCCCUCACCCGCAGCUCCACCUACACCAAGCUGAGUGACCCAGCCGUCUGUGGUGACCGCCAGCCAGGGGAUCCCUCCAACACCUCUGCCGAGGAUGGAGCUGAUAGUGGAUAUGUGGCUGCCGAUGACACCCUGAGUCGGACGGACGCCCUGGAGGCCAGUAGCCUACUGUCAUCAGGAGUGGACUGUGGCCUUGAGGAAGCCUCGCUGCACAGCUCCUUCAACCUGGGCCCCCGCUUCCCUGCCAGCAACACCUACGAGAAGCUGCUGUGCGGCAUGGAGGCUGGUGUGCAGGUCAGCUGCAUGCAGGAGCGGGCCAUCCAGACAGACUUUGUGCAGUACCAGCCUGACCUGAACACCAUCCUGGAGAAAGUGGGCCAGGCUCAGGUGUGCGGUUCAGUCCUCAAAGACAGGCACUCAGAGCUGGAUCCCCACCCUUCAGGGCCCAGAGACCCUGACUCAGCAGUGGUAGUCACAGUAGGUGACGAGCUUGAGGCCCCAGAGCCCAUCACCUGUGGGCCAGCCACACACCGGCCUGCAGUCAACUCUAACCCAGGACUGCCCGUGAGUGUGGUGUGUCCCGUGGAAGAGGAGGAGGAGGAGGCAGCCGCUGCCACCACCACCGAAAAGGAACCCAAGAGUUACUGGAGCCGCCACUACAUCGUGGAUCUGCUGGCUGUGGUAGUGCCAGCUGUGCCAACAGUGGCCUGGCUCUGCCGCUCCCAGCGGCGUCAGGGCCAGCCCAUUUACAACAUCAGCUCCCUGCUGCGGGGUUGCUGCACGGUGGCCUUGCACUCCAUCCGUAGGAUCAGCUGCCGCUCACUGGGCCAGCCGAGCUCCAGCACAGCCGGUGGCUCUCAGCUCUGAGGCUGCCGGCUCUCCACUCCUGGCAGCCUGACCAUUGAUUGUAGGAUGCCAUUUGCUGCCCCACACCCACACCCACACCCAUCCCCUUUUGGCUUCCUCUUAUAUACUUUCAGGUCUGGAAUAGCGCCCCAACCCAAGAUGUCAAUAGUGUCAGGGAUUCAGAAAGUCAUCCCAAAACUUGGAGAGAAAAGGUUAAAAUGGCUAAUUGAAGAGGGAGAAACUGCUAAGAGCUUCCCCCCUCUGUCCCCUCUGUCCACCCAGACUUUAGACAAGGCAGGCCCUGCUCAAAAUGUCUCUGGCUGUAUUGAUCUGAGGAUCCUCCCCUCUUUUGAACCAUUCCUUCCAUCACCUGGCCCACCCCAUGCCUUCUCUUCCAGGCCACCCCUUGCCCCUCUCCUUGGGCUCCCGGACCAGUAUUACCUCCUCAAAUGGAGGCAGCCAGGACCCAGAACACAGAGAGCCACUCCCAGCAGGGUCUGGCUUCCCUGGUCCCACUGAGGCUCCAGCUCUCCUCCCUUGCCCUGGGAUGCAAAAGUAUGGUCCAGCUGGAAUGACCAGCUCAGGCAGGAGGGUAGGUUCUGUGUCUGUCUGUCUGUCCUCUUGGCUUCUGGGUGUGUUAGAUCUUUGUGAGAUGUCCAAUGCCCAUCACUACUAACACGCUUACCAUGGGAGUGGAGGGAGCCCUUACCCAAGCCCCAGCUUCCUUUGGGCAAAUCUGCCAGCACAGAGAAGGCAAGGCUAGCAGCUCUAGGGCACCCUUCACCUUCUGAGAUGAGUCCACCUCAUCUGUAGCCUAGAGGUACCUCAGUGAGUUGGGAAAGUCAGAGGCCACUUACCCAGGCUCCAUUGGCUCCAAGCCCUGACUACAUUUGCACUCAGUUUCCUGAAGGACUUUGUUUCCUGCCCACCCCAGAAACCCCAGGCUGCUUGUUUUCUGGGACGAGGGCUUCUCUCAUGGAGCUGACUUCAGAGGAAUAUGGCCAUCAGGGGGCACCUCCAGAUGGGUUUCUGAAGUCACAUCGUCUGCCUGUCUAUGCCAAAGCAGAGUCUCUGAGUGUGCUUCCCAAGUAGGGGCAUGGCCAGGUGGUGGGAGCCUGUCUGUGCUGCUCCUGGUCCAGGCCCCGUCAGCCUGAGAAAAUGCUCUGAUCCUUACUUCCCUCUUCUUCCCAGAGAGGUCGUUCCGACCUGACUGGCCCACCUCCAGGGAGCUGGUAGAGUCCUGCAUCUCACCCUCUGGCUGGGAGCCUCUCUGGUUCUCUGCUAAGGUCGCUUGCCCUCACUGUUGCUCCAGUGGCCACCACUUGACUCAUGAGUUCUGCCCCUCCACUCUGUGCCCUCCAGAGGGGCACCUGCAUGCACUGGGAGUGGGCAGCCAGCCUAGCCAUCAGGGCAAGAGCCCUCUGCCAUGCGCUUUGUGCCUCCAAAACUCCCCCACCUUGGCUGGGGCCUCAGACCAGCCAUCCUUGGUGGAACAUCCCUACCCCAGCUGAACCAAACCCAAAUGCCUGAGGCCUCGCUGGGGCUGCCCCAUAGGACACUGGGGUGGUACCAUGGAGAGACAGGGGAUAAAACUGAUCCAAAGCCACGCCAGGACUGGCCACGGACCCAGCCUCCUGCGCCGUGUACUCGUGGAGCUCCACAUGUCUCCCUAGCAACAGUCGAAGCUCUGCUGAGAAAAUAAAUGUAUGAACUAUAUUUGACAACAUAAAAUCCAUAUAUUUUUCACCACUGGCAUUUAGUCCAACUUUGCAGCCCCUCUGUUCCAUGUCUUGCUGUCUGGGCAUUCUUGUCGUGUCUCGUGUUUGGUGGACUUGGGCAGGGCUAGGACUGUGGUCUACCCUGUUCCUGCUGCUGGAGAAGCCAUUGAAAAGGGUCCAGGUUUGUAGAGGCAUCAAGUGGAACUGGCCACCACCCUGCUUCUGCUGUGACCCUAACCCUGCCUAUGUGAUCACCAGAGGACCUCACCUACAGCAGAGGUCCUCUCUUUCUCGUGAGUUCUGCCUCUCAGAAGGGCUCUGCUCCUUGCCAGAGCAAGUGGAGUGAGCAGCCCAUUACCCAGCCCUGGGAUGACCUGUGAACCCUGCAGGCUGGGGUAAUGGCCCUAUCCUUAAGUUUAUAUAAGCCCAGAGUCCCAUAUCCGUACAAAGGGGUUGCAAUGCCCGUGCAAUCCUAAGAGGUAGGCUUGGAAGUAGACACUUGAGCAGCCUGCUGGUUCCAGAUAUGGAGAAGGGGGCUGAGAGCAAGGUGGAACUGGGCCAGGCUCCCCUUAGAUGCUCAUCCCUAAAGCUCUCCCCAUCCCAUAGGCUGCAAUUUUCCCUCUUGCCCUUGGCUCCUGGAGCAAAAAUGUUAAGGGUGCUCCUUUCCCCUGCCUCCAGUCAGAGCACACAAGGUCUUGAGGAAGUGUCCCCAGGAACUACCUUCUACUGGGCCCUUGGAGCCCAGUGGCUUGAAGUAGUGGCUCCUUUGUUUUGGAGCCCUCUGAUGGGGUUCAGUGAGGAUUUCUGAACAGAGGCAACGUUGAACAGAGUUCAUGAUCAAUGUGUUCAAGCAGGUAGCAUACAUAGCUUUUCACUGAGACUCCUCUUCACCUAUACAGGCACAGGACAACAAAUCCCAGGCUUUAGGGCCAAAGGCUACUGAGGGGUCUCCACCCAAGGAACUCACAGCCCUCCUCUGAUCUAGGUGACAAUGUAAACAGGCCACUGCGCACUCAUAUUAGGCUAUCCUCUUGACAGGAACUUCAGGGGACAGAGGAGGAGGCCUGUGGGAAGGGGUCAUAACUCUCGGUCUCCUUUGUCUCUUUAUUCAGACAGAGUUGUGCCUGUAGCAGACAGCUCUGAAUUAAAGCAUGAACACGCACACAGC
Molecule: messenger RNA, 5273 nt
Organism: Mus musculus (house mouse)
Lineage: Eukaryota; Metazoa; Chordata; Mammalia; Rodentia; Muridae
Gene: Snph
Product: syntaphilin
Exons: 6
Coding region: 690-2408 (572 amino acids)
Cellular component (GO): synapse; membrane
Source: RefSeq, a predicted model, not a curated record